AAAACGACGCGCAUGCGUUGCUCUUGGAAUAAUUUUGCAGCCUAAGUUGCAUCUCAGAGAUCUCGUGUGAAAAGUAUCUGGCCGGAUCAGGAGUCAGUGAUGUGGGGGACUCUGGACCGCGGGUGCUGGGGGCUCUCCUGCUUGUCCCUGCUGGCGUCUGUGGUGUGCGGGGCGCAAAGUGCCAACGAGCCCAGCAACAUGUCCUAUGUGAAAGCCACCGUGGACAAGCUGCUGAAGGGCUAUGACAUCCGUCUGAGGCCUGAUUUUGGAGGCGCCCCUGUAGAUGUUGGCAUGAGCAUAGACAUCGCCAGUAUUGACAUGGUGUCUGAAGUCAACAUGGACUACACUAUCACCAUGUACUUCCAGCAGUCCUGGAGAGACAAGCGCCUCUCCUACACCGGCAUCCCUCUCAACCUGACUCUGGACAACCGGGUGGCAGACCAGCUGUGGGUCCCCGACACCUACUUCAUCAACGACAAGAAGUCCUUCGUCCACGGAGUGACCGUGAAGAACCGGAUGAUCCGGCUGCACCCUGAUGGCACCGUACUCUACGGUCUCAGGAUCACAACAACAGCCGCCUGCAUGAUGGACCUGCGCAGAUACCCGCUGGAUGAGCAGAACUGUACGCUGGAGAUCGAGAGCUAUGGAUACACCACUGAUGACAUCGAGUUCUACUGGCAGGGAGGGAGCGGCGGCGCGUCAGUCACCGGGGUGGAGAACAUAGAGCUGCCCCAGUUCUCCAUCAUAGACUACCAGACCCUCUCCAAGAAAGCUGUGUUUGCUACAGGUUCUUACCCUCGCCUGUCCCUAAGCUUUAAGCUGAAGAGGAACAUCGGUUAUUUCAUCUUGCAAACCUACAUGCCCUCCACCCUUAUCACCAUCCUGUCCUGGGUGUCCUUCUGGAUUAAUUAUGAUGCUUCGGCUGCGAGAGUAGCCUUGGGUAUAACCACGGUGCUGACCAUGACCACCAUCAAUACCCACCUGAGGGAGACUCUACCCAAGAUCCCCUACGUCAAGGCCAUUGACAUUUACCUGAUGGGCUGCUUCGUCUUCGUUUUUCUGGCCUUGCUGGAGUACGCCUUCGUCAACUACAUCUUCUUUGGUCGAGGGCCGCACCUGCAGAAGAAGGUGGCUGAGAAGGCGGCCAAGUCCAACAACGAGAACAAGAGCAGACUGGAGAGCAACAAAGUGCAGGUCGACGCUCAUGGCAACAUCCUGCUGACCAACCUCACCAGUGAGAUGAGCGGAGCAGAUAUGAUGGGCGCUCUCAACGACCCCCGGGCCACCAUGUUCUCCUAUGACAGCGCCAGCAUACAGUAUCGCAAACCCAUGACCAGUCGAGACCUGUACGGACGGCCGACCAUGGACCGACCAAUGGGCCACAAGAAGGGCAGGUUGCGAAGGAGGGCCUCGCAGCUCAAAGUCAAGAUCCCGGACCUCACGGAUGUCAACGCCAUAGACAAGUGGUCCCGUGUUGUUUUUCCAAUCGCUUUCACCUUCUUCAACCUAGUCUACUGGCUCUACUACGUCCACUAGAGCGGCGGUGGCGAGCCUGUGUGGCAGCACCGCCGCUCAUGAUGGGUUUGAAAAGCUACCUAGGUCUUGUACAGGGAUGAAACUAGAGGAGCAUUCAGUCCAUUUGUAUAAAUCCGGUUCUGGAAUGAGUAGAACUGGAUCUCUUUUCAAUGUAAAUACAAUUGAAUAUAUAUAUAAAAUAUAUAUAUAAUACAUACAGAGGUAUAAUUUAUUAAAAAUCACUUUUGCUGUACUCGUCCACACAAAAUAGAUAUAGAUAAAAUAUAAUACAGAUUUUAAGACACAGUAAAGGUUCACAGCUAUGUCCAAACUUGCCAAACAGACUUUGGGGACUCCAACUUUACUGGCAAUGAUCUUUGAUAUGAUCUAUUUCUUUUUCUUACCUUCUGUUAUCUCACUUUUUGCAUGUGAAUGAAACACACAUUUUAUUUGCUUAUAGGAAAAAAAGAGAAAACGAAGCCCAAAACAAAACAAGUAGACAACAACAAAAACACUUUUUACAAGAUCUCGUGCUCAUUCAGCCGAUUAGCAUAAGCCGUAUGGUUGAACUUCAUCGUAACGGAGUCGUCUUUCUUUGGUUUUCGCUUGGGUAUGUAUCAUUGUGCUGAAAUCCUUUUGCACUGUUAACCAAACUCGGUUUCUUUCUGUUUCCGUAAAGAGAAAAAAAAAAAGAAGAAGAAAAGCUUUGCAUGGCUCUCGGGGCCACUCUGUAUUAUAUUCAUUAUACUGUAUGCUUUCGAACAAUCAUUGCAUUUAAGGUUAGUACAGGGCCGAUGUUAAUUGGAACUCCACACUUAUUUCUCAAAAGCAGAGUGUAGUCAAAUUUAUACCUAUGAUAUUCUCACACCUGGGACAAUGUACAAUGUGAAAACUCUUUAAAAGAAAUCAGGUAAAGACUGACCAAUGAUGUCACCACAUGUCGAAAAAUCUCACUAACAAUUCAAGCCCUGAUAAAACACGCUGCUGGUGUCGCAGGCACGGACAGUUUGUCACACUGCACACUGCACUGAGCUUCAUCCGUCUUAAUUUGUGGCACAAGUAAAGCUAGAAAUGAGGUAAGCAGAACUCUUAUUUAUUUUUUACAGGGAUUACCUUUAAGCUUCUUAGGCACCUUCCAAGGCUUAGGUAGUCAGGGCUUAGGACCAGCUGCAGUGCCUGAGUCCACAUUUGCUCCAGGGUUCAAACUUGUGUGCAGGUACAAACAAUCAGCAGAGCACAACGUGUCAAAAGAAGCCAGCCCCCCCCUCCUCCUCCUGAGAGCGGAUGAAGCAAGUUUAAUAUUCAUAUGGCAGACUUCAAAUAAUGCAAUAUAUAUUCAUCAUCACCCCUGCCUACCAGUUUCCCAUAACAUUUAACCUUCAAGUAUUUAGGGCCCGAACAUUCGUCCGCUUCUUCACCAAACCCGAAACAUUUCCGCUCCACAAAGACAGCGUGGUUAGCUCUCCUACACGUCUGAAUGUGGACAUCAAGGAGCUCAUUCAGCAUCAGCUCUGCACACUCAGGGCUCUGUGGUCAAUUGGCAACACCGAAUACUGGGGAUGUAACGAUACCCUCGACUCACAACGCUGGGUUCAUGAUGCAGGGUGUGAGGUUCACUGUUUAUAUGGAAUAAUGAAAAUGUUGUGAUGAUUGGAUUCUGCCUUUUUUGAUUUCGCCUUCAGCCAAGGUUUCUGUACUUUCUGUGUUGAUAACAUACAUGCUUUUGUUUUGAAAGGACGCUAAAGGUACCUUGUCCAGCUGGUAGCUAAAAGAACUAUCAAGGAUGUGUUAGCGCCCCUUACAGAGACACAACACCUUCACUUGUUUUUGAACUACUAAUCGGUUAAACAAACUACUAAUAUUUGUAUUAUUGUAGACCCCAAAUGUCACUCAUAAGUUGUGUCGAAGCUGUAGUUCAGCCUCCCUCCACUAGCUGGGGCUGUAGCUCUGCUGCCAUAACCCUCUGCAGCUCUACUACCUGGAUGUAAACGAG
Messenger RNA from Notolabrus celidotus (New Zealand spotty), 3508 nucleotides. RefSeq names its product gamma-aminobutyric acid type A receptor subunit beta1 (gene gabrb1). Gene Ontology annotation, molecular function: neurotransmitter receptor activity; extracellular ligand-gated monoatomic ion channel activity; GABA-A receptor activity. Bases 100 to 1536 code for a protein of 478 amino acids. Gene Ontology annotation, cellular component: GABA-A receptor complex; synapse; membrane. Lineage: Eukaryota; Metazoa; Chordata; Actinopteri; Labriformes; Labridae. The record is from RefSeq and is a predicted model, not a curated record. Gene Ontology annotation, biological process: chemical synaptic transmission; regulation of membrane potential; nervous system process. The transcript has 9 exons.